AUGCAGACUGACAAGGAGGACUUACAAGCCCGGCUCAGCAGGGAGUGCUCGCAGCUUGAGUCGCGCCUGCAGGCCCAUGAGAAGCGCCAGCUGGAGGAGAGACAGGCUUGGAUUGAGGAACGAACGAGGCUGGAGUCGCACUGCAGCGAGCAGGAAAAGCAGCUGGAUGCAAAGCAGGUCAACUUGGACCAGCUCCAUCGAUCAACUGCAGUCUCGGAGACAGCUCUCGCCUCAAAGGUCAGCGAGACCCAAAGUCUGGAUCAGGUAGCUGCCGAACUUCAACGACAAAUGCGUGAGUCUGACGACGCCCUGGCUGCGGCAGUCCGGAGCAAUGAGGAUCUCCGAAACCAACUAGAGGAACAGCGCUUGCGCUUCCAGGAGAAAAACAACGUCGACCUGACAGACUGCCGGGGAUACUGCGAACGCCGCCUCACCGAACACCGGAGGGCAGACGAGGUUGAGUCCGCCCUGGCAUUGCAACAGGUUGAGGCAAUGGAGAGUGAGACGAAGGCUGGCGAGGAGGAAGAGAUUGUCAAGAGUGAUGAGGAGAUCCGUGUGACUGCUGCUGGCAGUGUCUCAGCUUACGUCUCCCGCGCUGCAACGGUCUUCAAUGACCUGGGCAAGUCCUUCGUCAUCAUUCAGGCGACCGGCAACGCGCUGACUAAGGCUGUGACUACUGCUGAAGUCAUCAAGCGCCGAUUUAAGGGUCUGCAUCAGAUCACAAACAUCGGCACCACCGACAUCGUGGACGAGUACGAACCCAUCGAGGAAGGCCUGGACAAGGUCGUAGACACACGCAGUGUGUCCGUCAUCGAGAUCAAGCUGUCCAAGGACGCCUUGGACACAUUCGACAAGGGCUACCAGCCACCUCUGGACGAGUCCCUCGUGAAGGAGUACACACCAGACGAUCGCCCUGCUGGAGGAAAGGGCAAAGGUCGCGGAAAGGGUAAGGGACGUGGUAAAGGGCGAGGAAAGGGUCGCGGAAAGGGCCGCGGAAAGGGCAAGGGAGAAGCCAAAGGCAAGGGCAAGGGAAAGACCACCACAUCGAAGGGCAAGGGAAAAGGUAAGGGAGAGGCCAAGGGAAAGAGCUCCAGCAAAGGCAAGGGAAAGAGCCGAAGCUACGACGACUAUGAGGACGACUACGGCUACAGCGGCAAAGGGAAAAGCAAGGGAAAGGGCAAGUCGUCUGAGAAGGGCAAGAAAGGCUCGGACCUUGGAAAAGGUGGCAAGGCCCGAGACGAUAAGGGUAAGGGCGGUAAGGGGAAAGGCAAGGACAAAGGAAAGACGAGCAAGAGCAAGGACUACUACCAGGAUGACUACAGUUACGGAACGCAGAGCAAAGGCAAAGGAAAGUCUUCAUAUUCAAGCUAUGGAUCAGGUUACGAUGAUUACGGCUACGGAGGCAAGAGCAAGGGAAAGAGCAAGGGCACAAGCAAAAGCACCCAGAGUUACGGAAGUGGCGGUCGCAGCUACAACAAUGACUGGGGAUAUGAGGACCGAGGUUACUCGAGUCGCAAAGGAAGCAGCAAGGGCCAGAGCAAGUCAUGGUACUGA
Molecule: messenger RNA, 1554 nt
Organism: Symbiodinium pilosum
Lineage: Eukaryota; Dinophyceae; Suessiales; Symbiodiniaceae
Source: the annotation of a GenBank genome assembly